Molecule: messenger RNA, 912 nt
Organism: Cylicostephanus goldi
Lineage: Eukaryota; Metazoa; Nematoda; Chromadorea; Rhabditida; Strongylidae
Source: the annotation of a GenBank genome assembly
AUGUUCAUAUUCCCCGCAUUUAUCGGAUUGGAUCUUCGUCGUGUUCGAGCAGGAAGACGAGAUCUCGUCUAUUGUGGACCGGGAGAGAGCGAAAAAGAAGAAAAGUCUUCCAAUGGCAUACCAUGCACUGAAUCUUCUAAGGCCGACCUGACAAAUCCCGCAUUUAUCGAGUACACCAGAGAUCAACCUUGGUAUACUGUAGGAGGAUUCCUGACCAAUUAUUACAUUCCUGCUUUGAAGCAGAAGUUUGUAAAGAUCACCGUUGUGUUAAUUACCAUCUGUGGAGUAAUAUUUGGCUUAUAUGGUAUGCAUAGUUCUAAAUUGGGUCUCGAGUUGGCUGAUGUCUUGCCAGAGAAUACAGCACCUGCUGCCUUCAUGAGAGCUCGUGAAAAGUAUUUCUCCUUCUAUCCUAUGUAUGCUGUGCUUCGCGGUGAAACAAUCGACAUUCCGAAUCAACAAGCCCAGAUCGAAGAAUAUCGGAAAGCACUAGGUGGAAAUACACACUUUUUUCCUCUAAUUUUCCACUCAACCAGCACAAGCAGCUCAUUCGCAGGUGAUACCAAAUACGUGGUAAAAGCUAAUGGCAAUCUUCAACCGUAUUGGAUGUCGAUGGUCCGAACAUGGCUGGAGUCUUUGGAUAGGGCACUUGAAAAGGAGCUCAAGGCCGGGAACAUGGAUCCGGUAACGGGAAGGCCAGUCAAGGGAAAGGACAAGCCGGCUCCCGAAGCACUUAUCGCUCGUAAACUGGUUUGUUCGUAUGGCCAUAAAUUCAACUGUACUGGAAGGAUAGGCCAUAUAAAACUGGUUGAGAACGGAACCAUUCGACCAGAGGGUUUCUAUAACUACUUGACGGGUUGGUACAAUGUGGACAACAUGAUGUACUAUGUCUCUCAAGCAUCCUUCUUCCCGAAU